AUUCUUUCUGACGGGUUGUAUCCUGCACGAGGGUCCUCGCGGAGAAAGGGAGUGAGACUGCAACUGUGCCCUGCACUCACGGGCCACCAGAGGGCGCGCUUUUAAAAAAUUUAUAAAUGGCUUGAGAGCCUCAUCCUUGGAGCAUCUCGGGGCACCUGCUGGGACCCAGACAGGAAAGCAUUGUAGGAAAGGCUGUGAUCAAGGUUCUGGAUUCUCCCAGAAUGCUAAGACUAACUCUGAUCUUCUGAGGCUUCCAGAAACCUCUCUUCCAGGCAGCCUGUGGCCCCCAAGGGGUCUUGCGCAGCAAAUUGCCCCCUUUCCCUCUCUGAAUGUCUCUCUCCAAGACCCUCUGAAGCCUUUUGCAGGCACAUUUUCUCUCCCCUGCCCUCCUCUGAGUCUUGGAAGCCACUGACGCAUCACUCAGAUCAGAGAAUAAAGGUUACAGCUGACUUCUCUACUUUGUGAUGAGACCAACCUUUUAGCAAAAUGCAAGAAGGAUGGAUGGGGGUUAGGUAGGAGCUUUCAGAGUUGGGCGGCUGAGGCUUCCAUCUGCCUUCAAGCGUUCUGCCACCUGCCGCCCUGGGGUGAAGAUGUCUAUCUCCCAGGUCUCUGAUUCUUCAGGGUUUGGAAGGAUGUGGGAAGGUACAGCAUCUUUGUGCUGCCUUGGCUGCCUGUGCCGGGUGGACCGGAAGUUCGUGGAGGUGAUGUCUCCUGGAGCAGUCUCCCAUCAGGAAGGUGACAGGAUGCGGAAGACAAGUACCCCAGUUCUUGUGCAGUGAUGGGGCAGGAGGCAGGGAAAGGGGAGACUUUCGUGGCAACUGGGUCCCCACGGUAACUUGGUCCCCACCCUGUGGUGUCUGUGAGGUCACCCUGCUUCUUCCACUGGAGAAGGGAAAGGAGGGCCAGACAUGGAGGCCAUCCCUCCGGUCAGAUCCAGCCUCUCGGGGUCUCUGCUGGUGGUGGUGAAGCUGUCCGCACUGCUCGUCCAGAACCGGGCCCACCUCUAUAAUUUCCUGCUCCUCAAGAUCUUCCUCUUCAACCACUGGCUGUCGGGGCUGACUCGGGAGGCCCAGGGGUUCCACCCAUCCCCUAAGAUUGCUGGCUGCCCUGUGGGCCGGGUUCUCCGGGCCGGGCUGACACUGCUAGAGGUCCCUGUGUGCCUGGCGCUGCGGGUGCCCAGGCUGGUGUGGGCAGGCCUGCUGGGCUGUGCCCGGGCCUUGGGCCUGGGCCCAAAGUGGCUGGGGGCCUGGGAGCAGCUGGGCCUGUCUGCGGCCACCUGGAUGGACCUGUUCCUGUCGUGUCUGCACAGCCUGAUGCUGGCUGCGUUGCUGUUGCUGCUGCUGGUCUGGAGACUGUACCGGAAAGCCCAGUGCUGCAGCCUGGGCCAGCUGCCCAGGAAGGCUCUGCUGCAGAACCGCGUGGUGCAGAGGUCACUGGCGCUGCUGAAGAGUCUGUACUGGUGGGUGGAGAGCACGGUAGCGCUCACCUCCUGGCACCUGGCCUACCUCGUCACCUGGACCACCUGCCUCGCCUCCCACCUGCUGCAGGCCGCUUUUGAGCACACAGCCCAGCUGGCCCAGGCCCAGGAGGCUGAGCCCCAGAAGGCCUUGGGGCUCUCGUCUGAGACCCCACCCCCUGGGCCCCCAGCCCCCGGGGCCAGGCCAGUCCUGCCAGAGCCUGGAACUCCUGGAGAAUAAAUGUGUCCCCCUGUGCC
Molecule: messenger RNA, 1714 nt
Organism: Bubalus bubalis (water buffalo)
Lineage: Eukaryota; Metazoa; Chordata; Mammalia; Artiodactyla; Bovidae
Gene: TMEM270
Product: transmembrane protein 270
Exons: 3
Coding region: 909-1697 (262 amino acids)
Source: RefSeq, a predicted model, not a curated record